UCGUAUAAUUGUUGCUAUGCUAUGUUUAAAAUAUGUUUUAACGAUAAAUCAAAAUUAGAAUAAAUUUUCGGCAUUUCUGACGCGAAUUUAGUUGAGUUGGGUAUAUAAAGUUGUGCAAAGAAAAAAAAACACCCAAUUAAAACCUACACAAUGUGUCGACUUACAUUUUUCUUUUUGUUAAGUGUGGCAAUCAGGGAGAAUUUUGCACAAAGUUUGGUCAACGAAGACUCCUCUUUUUUGAGCCAACUUUUCAACGUUUCCAUCAACAACAUUGCAGCGGUUGCUAACAAUUUCUCUUUCAUUGACAUAUCAAAAGAUAACGUUAAAUUCCUCCUGUAUGAACGCACCAGUAAUGAAACAAUCACUCUCAACCCUGAUAACCCCUUGGAGUACCUAGUACCAACAGACCCGACCAUAAUAAUAACCCAUGGUUGGACAGACAACGGGAAGGAAUCAUGGAUCCAAGAUAUGGCUUUUCGUUACAACAAAAAAGGCAACUACAACGUCAUUGCAAUGGAUUGGUCAAUCGACGCCAACAAAAACUACAUCUACUCAUCAUCAGCGACCCAAUCGGUUGGUUUCAUUAUCGGCGAUUUUCUUGUCCAAGUGUCAAAACAAGUCGAGAACUUUCUCGAUAAUGUGCAUCUAGUUGGGCAUUCCUUGGGUGCUCAAGUUUCAGGAUUUGCAGGAAAACGGGUGGAAAACGUCGCAAAUUCCAAAAUUGAUAGAAUCACUGGAUUGGACGCCGCUAGCCCCCUUUUUGAAACUCCAAUUUUAAGACCCCCUGAACUGCGAUUGGCUAACACUGACGCAAGUUUUGUUGAUCUUAUUCAUACAGCUCUCGGUGUGGGAUAUAUUGGGGCUUUUGGAAUCGCCGACUUUUAUGUUAAUGGUGGGAUUCUUCAAUUAAAUUGUACAGAUGAUUUGAAAGAUAUCGCUUCUUGUAACCAUCAAAGCUCACAUUUCUACUAUUCGGAGACUAUAUUAGAGCCAAAGAAGUACGAAGCAACCAAAUGUGAGGAUGUUGUAAGGUUCAAUUUGGGUUUGUGUGACAGUAAUGAGAAGGCUUACAUGGGGAAUGAGGUUAGCAAAAAUGCGAAAGGGAUUUAUUAUAUUGAUGUCGAUAGAGAAGGAAAUGAGAAAGCCAAAUAAGAAGUCUAUUUAAUAAUAAUUAUAAUAAUUCAUAUUAUUAAAGAAUAUGCAGGA
Tribolium madens (black flour beetle) is the source of this 1206-nucleotide messenger RNA. Its product is annotated as pancreatic triacylglycerol lipase-like. The transcript has 2 exons. The coding region runs from base 151 to 1152 and encodes 333 amino acids. The record is from RefSeq and is a predicted model, not a curated record. Lineage: Eukaryota; Metazoa; Arthropoda; Insecta; Coleoptera; Tenebrionidae. Gene Ontology annotation, molecular function: lipase activity.